Molecule: messenger RNA, 797 nt
Organism: Panicum hallii
Lineage: Eukaryota; Viridiplantae; Streptophyta; Magnoliopsida; Poales; Poaceae
Product: ubiquitin-like protein 5
Exons: 1
Coding region: 404-625 (73 amino acids)
Biological process (GO): protein modification process; mRNA splicing, via spliceosome
Cellular component (GO): cytoplasm; nucleus
Molecular function (GO): protein tag activity; protein binding
Source: RefSeq, a predicted model, not a curated record
GACGCAGGGUUCGUUCCCUCGGACGGACGGCGGAGAUGGCGGUGCUCUCCCAACGCCGACGGUGCUCUGAUAACACAGAGGUCUUCGCUUGCUAAGGCACGCAGAGUUUUCUAUUCCGAUGCGGUGAGAAAUCCGUGCGGCUCACGUUUGGGUGAGAAAAAGGAAGAAUUAAUCCGCGUAGCAGUUGAGGAAAAACGUGGCAGAACCGGAGCGCGGUUUGACACGGCGGUGCCGAGGCCGGAACCGACCUUCCAGCCCCUGAUAAGAGAACUCCUCGAUCGCCCGGCGGCAUCGCGAGACGCACGCGCGAACGUCUCGUCCUCGCCACCGCUGCCGCCGUCGCCGCGAGUCCCCGUCGCGUUUGCUGCUGCUGCUGCUAGCUGCUGCCGGAAGGGAGGGCAAGAUGAUCGAGGUGGUGCUGAACGACCGUCUGGGGAAGAAGGUGCGCGUCAAGUGCAACGAGGACGACACGAUCGGCGACCUGAAGCGGCUGGUGGCGGCGCAGACGGGGACGCGCGCCGACAAGAUCCGGAUCCAGAAGUGGUACACCAUCUACAAGGACCACAUCACCCUCGCCGACUACGAGAUCCACGACGGCAUGGGGCUCGAGCUCUACUACAACUAGUUAACAUGGCAGCGAUCUCCGCGGUCCGGCCUGAACCGAUGGGUGCUCACCGGAUCUUUCUCACAAUAAGUUUUUUUAUGUACGCGAUUCAUGUGAUGUGGUAUAUUCAGGCGUAAAUACAGUUGAAAACUCGAAAGGCAAUGGGUAAAUCUUAAUUUGCUGCUUAAUGGUU